GUUAAGUAAGACUUAACGAAUAACCACCCAUCCCUCCAUUUCUUCUUCUUCUUCUUCUUCUUCUUCUUCUUCUUCUUUUUUGUAGUUCAUCCAAGUCGAUCCACAUUAAUCAACCAUCGCAGAGCUUGGACUCAAAACUUAUCCAAAGGAUCCGAAGAAAAAAGAGAAACAAAAUGGAAAAUAUAACCCCUUCGGGAGGUUUCAAGCUGUUCAACCAGUUGCAGCUGCAGGAGUUCCCUGACAAGUUCAUCAUAAGAUCUACGGAUUCUCCGGAGCAAGCUUUCUCGAUUGGUCGUUCUGACGGGGUUAUUGAACAACAAACCGGUGAUUCUUAUUCUCAAAGUCCAACUAAGGUUUCUACAAUUUAUGGGGUAGUUGGAACAAUUAGGUUACUUGCAGGAACAUACGUUCUUAUAAUUACUUCUCGUAAGGAAGUUGGCAGCUAUCUUGGUUUUCCCAUUUUCCGGGUGAUGUCUAUGAGGUUUCUAUCGUGCAAUGAUGCUUUGCAGCUUUCAACUGCUCAAGAAAAAAAGGAUGAAGCUUACUUCAUAACUCUGUUGAAGGCUGUGGAAUCAACUCCGGGUUUGUAUUAUUCAUAUGAAACAGAUCUGACAUUAAACUUACAAAGAACAUGCAACUUAGCAGAAGGGAGAGCAAGCAAACCACUUUGGAAGCAGGCUGAUCCUCGCUUUGUUUGGAACAGAAAUUUGUUGGAUGAGCUUAUUGAGUGUAAGCUUGACGCAUUCAUCAUUCCUUUGGUACAAGGAAGCUUUCAGACUGCACAGUUCACAAUUAAAAGUUCUAUAGCCAAUAUUACUUUGGUUUCAAGGAGGUGCACACGACGUCUAGGAACUAGAAUGUGGAGAAGAGGAGCUAACCUUGAAGGAGAUACUGCCAAUUUUAUUGAGACUGAGCAGUUGUUUGAGUUUGAAGGUUUCAGAUCCUCAUUUUUGCAGAUUCGGGGUUCAAUUCCACUUCUUUGGGAGCAAAUUGUGGAUUUGAGUUAUAAACCACGACUUAGAAUAAUUAAUCAUGAAGAAACAGUAUGUAGAUGCUCUAAGCCAAAAGCUGUGGAACGACAUUUUCAUGAUUUGACACAAAGAUAUGGAGAGACCGUGGCAGUUGACUUAACUGAUAAACAUGGUGAUGAAGGUCAACUGAGUAUGGCAUAUGCUUCUGAAAUGGAAAAGCUUCCACAUGUAAGAUAUGUCUCUUUUGACUUCCAUCACUAUUGUGGGAACUCAAAUUUUGAUAACCUACAACUUCUCUAUGAUCAAAUCUCUGUGGAUGUUGAAAAGCAAGGAUACUUUCUAGUAGAUUCAGAAGGAAAAAUACUAAUGGAACAGAAAGGAGCUAUUAGAGUUAACUGCAUCGAUUGUCUUGAUCGAACAAAUGUAACACAGAGUUACCUGGCUCAGAAAUCUUUAAAUUCACAGCUACAGAGAUUGGGUGCACUUUCUUCCACUGAGUGCAUAUCUAAGUUUGAUGAAAUUUAUGAAAAGUUCAAGACGGUAUGGAUUGAACAGGGUGACGAGAUAAGCCUGGAGUAUUCUGGGACACAUGCCCUAAAACGUGACCUUGUCAGAUUUGGAAAGCAAACAUUUUCUGGACUAAUUAAAGAUGGGAUGAGUGCUCUUUCAAGAUAUUAUUUAAACAACUUCCACGAUGGCAUUCGGCAGGAUGCUAUGGAUCUCAUAAGUGGCCACUACACUGUCAACAGGAACAAUCCUUCUCCAUUCCAGCUGAAUGGUUUUGAAUCAUUAUCAUAUCUCCCGGUUGCAUCAGCUUUACUAGUUGGUGGUCUUACAUUGACAUCCUUCACCCUCAAUCAAGCAGGGCGAAAUGCACAACAUUUUGCAUCUUCUGUACUUUGGGCUGGUUUGACAGCUGGAGUAAUGGCACUGGUAAAAGCUAAUGGAAGGCAGUUCUGCUCUAGGCCUCGCUUGUGUGGUCUUUUGUAAAUUAACAAAGUGUUUGUUUUGAAUUUUAUAUGAAAUGUAUUUAUUUUAAAUCGUUGGAUAUCUUUAGCAUAGGAAACCAUGAAAAUAUACGAGUUUUUUUCUUUUCUUUUCAUUCUUCCUUUUUGUAAUAUAGGGAAGAUGUUUCAUAACUACUAUAAUUCAAGCAACUAUUAAUGAUGAAAAGGAAAAAAAUACAAGAAACUUUACCUUA
Molecule: messenger RNA, 2172 nt
Organism: Nelumbo nucifera (sacred lotus)
Lineage: Eukaryota; Viridiplantae; Streptophyta; Magnoliopsida; Proteales; Nelumbonaceae
Gene: SAC8
Product: SAC domain-containing protein 8
Biological process (GO): phosphatidylinositol dephosphorylation
Cellular component (GO): endoplasmic reticulum
Molecular function (GO): phosphatidylinositol-4-phosphate phosphatase activity
Source: RefSeq, a predicted model, not a curated record